This is a messenger RNA of Rubroshorea leprosula, 565 nucleotides long. The record is from the annotation of a GenBank genome assembly. NCBI's taxonomy places the organism in Eukaryota, Viridiplantae, Streptophyta, Magnoliopsida, Malvales, Dipterocarpaceae.
UGUUUUGUCUCCGAUGUGGUCAUGUUAUUCGUGACCCUGCUAGUGGGGGAGGUUACAAACGCUAGCACAUGUCGACAUGUUAGUGAUAGAGCCGGUUCGUUCAACCCAGCUAGUGGGGGUUAUACACCAGCAAAUCGUGGCCCUGCUAGUGGGGAUUAUACACUGGCCGUGACCUUUAGAGGAGACGUCUAUUUCGUGCCCGUACUGUAUCUGUUUUUGUGAUUGUACUUGUUGGCAUGCUUUAAGUUUGAUAAGGGGCACUCCAUAUUUACUUACUGAGUUUAUCUCAUAGUUUCCUUGUCCACCAUUUCAGGAAAUGAAACCGAGGACGGGGAAACCACGGGAAGUGACGAGUUAGAAAGCUAGCCAUUUCGAGAUUGAUAUAGAUUUUCGAAAUAAAUCAUGAUCUUGUAAGCUAGAGUGUAUUUGGAGAUCUAUGAUAUCGGAGCAAAUUUUAAAGAUUUGAUUUUCAGAUUUUGAUGGUAUCAGAGUACAAUAUGAUUAAGUUCCGAGCCUUGUGCAUUUGUGAGACCCAUCUCACGAGUGCACAGCGUCUGCCACGUCC